AUGUCUGACAGUUUGAAUAAUAUGCUUCAAAGUGACAAUAUUAAUCAUGAACUUCAGUCUGAAGGUGAUCACAAUAUAACUGAGACUACACCUGAUGCACAGCCAUUACUUGGGCUCACAUGGCUCAGAAUAAAAAAUCAAAGGGGGAAACAGCCCGCCAAGCCAAGGAAACCAAACUUUAAUUCUGAUGAAUUAGAGAUACUAGUCGACGAGGUUGAAAAGAAUAAAAUCCUCCUCCUUGGCAAACUCACAGAUACAGUAACAAACGAGAGGAAGAAAAAGUUGUGGGGCACAAUAGCGGCAAAAGACAGUGCAGUGGGGGACCAUAAGAGAUCGUCCGAUGAUAUGAGAAAAAAGUGGCAAGAUUGGUCCAGCAUAACAAAAGGGAGAAAAGCCAAGCAACUAAGGGAAAGUUCUGCAACAGGCGGUGGACCCCAAGUUGUGGAACAUUUUACACCACUUGAAGAAAGAGUUUUGAACAUCAUGGGUGCAACUGCUGUAGAAGGGCUUUGUACAGAGCUAGAUUCAUUCCUUCCUCAAACCAUAGACACCGAUAAUAUUGAUACAAGGCUCAGUAUAGAGAAGGACAGAUUGGGGGUAAAAAAGCGAUUAGAAAUUGAAAUAGAACACUUGAAUGUUGACAAAGACAAACUUCAAGUUGAGAGUAGUAUCGAUGAAAAAUUAUCAAAGCUUGUAGAAAAACAUGAUCCCAAGGUUGGAGAUGAAUAUGUUGAACCAUCCAAGUUUACACAGGCAUCAGGCAGCUUUCAAUAUUCUGGAAGUGUUCCACAACUUUUUAAAUUGUGA
Mytilus californianus (California mussel) is the source of this 807-nucleotide messenger RNA. Its product is annotated as t-SNARE domain-containing protein 1-like. NCBI's taxonomy places the organism in Eukaryota, Metazoa, Mollusca, Bivalvia, Mytilida, Mytilidae. The record is from RefSeq and is a predicted model, not a curated record. Gene Ontology annotation, cellular component: nucleus.